Nannospalax galili (Upper Galilee mountains blind mole rat) is the source of this 5032-nucleotide messenger RNA. RefSeq names its product zinc finger protein 724-like. The transcript has 6 exons. Bases 553 to 2169 code for a protein of 538 amino acids. The record is from RefSeq and is a predicted model, not a curated record. Lineage: Eukaryota; Metazoa; Chordata; Mammalia; Rodentia; Spalacidae. Gene Ontology annotation, biological process: regulation of transcription by RNA polymerase II. Gene Ontology annotation, cellular component: PcG protein complex; transcription regulator complex. Gene Ontology annotation, molecular function: DNA-binding transcription factor activity, RNA polymerase II-specific; RNA polymerase II cis-regulatory region sequence-specific DNA binding.
AGUAUUUCUAAGAUUGAUUUCUGCAAUGGAACCGUGUUUGAGAUAGGAAAACGGCAAGACAGCCCUCUGGUGGUGACUGCUGGACACUGCAGGAAGAAUUCAGGCCCUGUUUAGUCAGCAAAGGGCUUCCUAUGACACUUCCUGAGACAUCCAUUUCCUGGUAAAACCUGGGCUGGAGUGGGCGGCGCCAAGGUCCGGCUGGACGCUGGGCCUUGGGGUCCGGAAAACUCAAAGCAGACCGAGGGAGCACUCCACCCGGUUGCAGCGUGGUGCCGAACAGGCGGCCGUGCGUUCACCCCAGCCACGGGAACCACGUGGAGUGGGUGUGUUGACAAUCAGUGGUGUGGCUGUGGACUUCUCACAGGAAGAGAGGGAGUGCCUAGAUCCUGCUCAGAGGGCUUUGUGAAGAGACCUAGUGGUGGGGAAUUACAGCUCUCUGGUUUUUGUUGGUGAAUUGGAUUUUCAGUGAACUGAAAGGAAGUUUCUUGAAACAAAGAGAAGACUGUAUAUGUAAGAUUGCCUGGAAAGGAAACUCACAGGAAGAGGAGAGAGAUGGCUUCUUUUCAGGAUCCAUUGACUUUCACGGACGUGUCCAUAGACUUCUCCCAGGAGGAGUGGGAAUGCCUAGACUCUGCUCAGAGGGCUUUGUACAGGGAGUUGAUGUUGGAGAACUACAGCAAUCUGGUGUCCGUAGGUCUUGCUGUGUGUAAGCCUGUUCUGGUUUCCUGUCUGGAGCAAAGCAAAGAGCCCUGGAAUGUGAAGAGAGGGGAGACUGUAGCCAACCAGAACUCAACUCUUAGAAGACAUCAGAGCGUGUUUAAUAUAGAGAAACACUACAGAUGUGAAGAAUGUGAUGGGCCCUUUACUUCGAUGUCAAGUUUCAAAUUACAUCAGGGAAGUCAUACUGGAGGGAAACCCCACAAAUGUGAAGAAUGUGGCAAGUCCUUUAGUGAAUUGUCAACUCUUAGAAGACAUCAGCGAAUACAUACUGGAAAGAAACCCUACAGAUGUGAAGAAUGUGGCAAAUCCUUUAAUCGAAUGUCACAUCUUAGAAUACAUCAGCGGAUACAUACUGGAGAGAAACCCUACAGAUGUGAAGAAUGUGGCAAGUCCUUUAGUGAAUUGUCAACUCUUAGAAGACAUCAGCGAAUACAUACUGGAGAGAAACCCUACAGAUGUGAAGAAUGUGGCAAGUCCUUUAGUGAAAUGUCACAACUUAGAAGACAUCAACGAAUACAUACUGGAGAGAAACCCUACAAAUGUGAAGAAUGUGACAAGUCCUUUAUUCAAAUAUCACAUCUUAGAAGACAUCAGCAAAUGCAUACAGGAGAGAAACCCUACAGAUGUAAAGAAUGUGGGAAGUCUUUUAGUGAAAUGUCAAGUCUUAGAGCACAUCAUCAAAUACAUACUAGACAGAAACCCUACAGGUGUGAAGAAUGUGGCAAGUCCUUUAGUGAAAUGUCAAAACUUAGAAGACAUCAACGAAUACAUACUGGAGAGAAACCCUACAAAUGUGAUGAAUGUGGAAAGUCCUUUAUUCAAAUGUCACAUCUUAGAAGACAUCAGCAAAUACAUACUGGAGAGAAAUCCUUCAGAUGUAAAGAAUAUGGGAAAUCUUUUAGUGACAUGUCAAUUCUUAGAGUACAUCAGCAAAUGCAUACAUCAGAGAAACCCUACAGAUGUGAAGAAUGUGGCAAGUCUUUUAGUGACAUGUCAAUUCUUAGAGUACAUCAGCGAAUGCAUACAUCAGAGAAACCCUACAGAUGUGAAGAAUGUGGCAAGGCUUUUAAUCGAAUGUCAAGACUUAGAAGACAUCAGGCAAUUCAUAAUGGAGAGAAACCCUACAGAUGUGAAGAAUGUGGCAAGUCCUUUAGUCAAAUGUCACAUCUUAGAAGUCAUCAGCAAAUACAUACUGGAGAGAAACCUUACAGAUGUGAAGAAUGUGGCAAGUCCUUUAGUCGAAUGUCACAUCUUAGGAGACAUCAGCAAAUACAUACUGGAGAAAAACCCUACAGAUGUGAAGAAUGUGACAAGUCCUUUACAGUGAGCUCAACUUAUAAGACACAUAAGAGAAUUCAGAUUGGAGAGAAUCCCUACAAAUGUGAAGAAUGUAAGAAGUCCUUUAAAAAUAUAUCUCAUGUUAGAGCACAUCAUGUAAUUCAUACUUGAGAGAAACCCUACAAAUGUAAAGCAUGUGACAAGUCCUUUAAUUGUAUGUCAGAUUGAAUGUUUCAUCAGAUAAUUCAUACUGGAAAGUAACGAUUCUGAUAAGAUGAAUGUGACAAACUGAGAGCUCUGCACAUAGAAGACAUCAGAGAAUUCAUACUGGAGAGAAACCUCACAAAUCAAAAGGUUUUGAGAAGUUCAUUGUAUUUCAACUCCUAGAGAACAUCAAUGAAGUUACAAUAAAGGGCGACAGUGCAACAUAAGGAAUGUGGCAAUUCUUUUAAUCAUAUGUCAAAUAGUAGCAUUUAUCAAAAACUCAUACUAAAGAGAUAGUUUACAAUUGCUCAGAAUGUGGUACUUCCUUUACCUUGGACUCAAUCCUUAGAAUAAAAAGUAGAAUCUGAACUAAAGAUAUCUCUAAAAGUCUUGAAAAUAUUGAAACAUAUUUAUAUAUUACAAAACAUCAAUGUACAGAAGGAAAACUUAGAAUUAAGUACAAAAUUUCAAAAUCUCCAAUCAAAAUUUAUUUUUCAUUCAUGUAUGUGAGAAACUAGCAACAUAAAAAAUGUGAGAAAGCAUUCACUUUCCCAUACAGUCAUGUUGAAUAUCACAGAAUCCUUACUUAUAGAAAACCUACAGAUAAAAUCAUGUCAGCUACCAUUUACAAAUGGCUCCCAUCCUAGGAAACAUCAGAGAUUUCAUAGUGAACAGGAGCCUCACAAAUUUCAAAGAUUAAUACCCCAUUAUUUACUGUCAAGAAAUACACAGUGUUAAUAAAGCACCUAAGUAUCAAUGAAUUGCCACAUAUUCUCUAAAUAGCAUGUGAAUAUGUGAAAAUGUUUGCACAUAUAUACAAGUUAGACAAUCCUAAAGUGUAUGAAGUAGCAGUAUCUUAAUUUGCAUAUGAAAAGGGAAAAUAUAUAUCCAAAUAUCUUUUUAAGUGGAAAUUCCAUAAUAAAAAGGCCAGGACACAUUAUACUCACUGUAAUAUGAUAGGCUAGAGUAUUAUAGAAAAUACUUAAAAAAUUUAUGUCAAUUACUUCUAUAUUUUCAUCAAAUUGUAUAUGGUAUUUUGAUAGAGGUAACUGGUUUAGUUAGAAACAUUUGAAACCAUAGGGUAAUUUUACCUUAAACUAAAUUUAUAUUUUCACUCGGCAUGGUGGCUCAUGGCCGUAAUCCCAGGACUCGGGAGGCAGAGCCAGACAGAUCUCUGUGAGUUCAAUGCCAGGCUGGUGUACAUUGUGAGUUUAUGGUCACCUGGGACUGCAGGAAGACCCUGUCUCAACAACAACAACAACAAAAAACUCCAAAUUCAUAUUUUCUAUUUUAUAAUGGAUAUUAUGAAAAUUUAUGGCAAUUUUUGACACAGAGUAAAGGGAUAUAUUUUCCUUCAAAGCAUUAGCAAUGCUUCAUUAGUUCCAAUUGUUCCUUGAAGAAUUCAUGGACAAGGAAAAUAGGUCACAGUAGAUUUUUUUUUUUAUGAGUGGGAAUACAUUUUAGUGUGAUGUAUGUUUGGCAUAUUUCUACCAUACAAAAAGAAAAGGAGGAUCCUGAAUAUCAUAAAGCAAUCACUCCCAAUGACUCACAGGUGAGAAUAAUCUGUAAAGUAUACUUAGUGCUGAAUAGCACAAUAGAAAGAAUGGUUAGAUGUUUUCAAUAUUACUUGAUGUGGUUAAAACAAUAAACCAGAGAAAAAUGAAAACUUAUCUUACAAGAUUUGUGAUUUUAACAUUUUACUAUCCUAUUACAUUUUAGCCUAGGUCUUUGAAAAUGGCAGAUAAUGAUAAAAGUUGAAGACACUGAUGCCUAAAUUCCCAGCACUCAAGAGGCAGAGGCCGGUGGAUCUCUGUGAGUUCAAGGUCAGCCUGAUAUACAUAGUGAGUUCCAGGCCAGCUAGGGCUACAGGGAGACAGUGUAUGCCAAGUCACAAGAGUAUUGAUGGAAAGAAAAUAAAAGGUACUAUGUAAGAUAUUAUUAUAAAUUAUUAUAGUUGCACAAAAAUGUAAAUACACAAAAAUGUAUAUUGAUAUAUGUGUAGAUAGAAUCAUAUCUACAGGAAAAUUAGUUGUGUUCCCAGUAUUGUAGGUUUUUGAAGAUGGUACACUAUUUGUUAGUUUAAUAUGAAAGUAAAUUCAGUCUGUCUUGCUUUCUAGGGAUUAUGUGAUAAUAUGUUUCAAUAGUAGCUACUUGAGAACUGAUGAAUCCAUACAUUAUCAAGCAUCAUUAAUAUUAGUUCCAGUGUGAAUUAAUAAUGCCUCAUGCAAAAUUCAUGAAUGACAUGAAAACAUUGAUUUGCUUCAUUUAUUUAGUGCACUAAGAAUGCACGUCAGUGUAAAGUAGCAGUGCUGGGCUUCAGGCCUCUGCUAAUUCAAAACAGUCAUUCCUGAAUAUUUGAAAUGAACUAUAUUUUGAUUAAUAAAAUGAAUAUAUGCACAUCCACAGAAUUACUAAUAUUUUAUUAAACUAAAAUCUUAAAUAUUUUUGAACGUUAUUAAUAAAAUUUUGUGUAGAAGUAAAUUGAAUAGAGAUAAUAAUCAUAAAACAUAAUUAUUUACAUGUUCAUCCAUGGCUAUAUAAAAUUUUAGUGUUGCUGUUUGAAAUUGGUGUGUAAUGACAUCCAAGUUGUCUAUUAAUUUAAAGAAAUCCUGUUUCUUUGGAUCUUUUAAAUACAUUUUGAAUAAAAUGCAUUGAAAUCAUUUUGAAACUGUUUUAAACCUGCCUUUAAGUUGAUUUUUUAAUAAAUCCAGCAUGUGUUUAAUGAUGUCCUAUGGAAAUUCGUUGAAAAAUAUUAUCUCCCUUCCAAAUAAAAACUCACAUAUUUUUUUCAGCAGAUGAUAAGCGAAAGCUAAUACAGGAUAAUCUUUCA